Molecule: messenger RNA, 1809 nt
Organism: Hyposmocoma kahamanoa
Lineage: Eukaryota; Metazoa; Arthropoda; Insecta; Lepidoptera; Cosmopterigidae
Exons: 3
Coding region: 1-1809 (602 amino acids)
Source: RefSeq, a predicted model, not a curated record
AUGAGUUUUCCGGAGGAUGGGCAGACUUUAAACUUCUUCGUUAAUCACCCCGAUACCGAGGAUACAUUGAACGCCCUGGUAGAUAUACCAUAUCAACGCAUUUUGUGGAGACAAUCACCAAAAGAAAAAAUAGAAGAAUAUGAACUAACGACAGUCACGUAUGGCACAGCGUCAGCUCCAUAUUUAGCAACCAGGACUUUACAACAACUUGCCAUAGAUGAGAAAGACAACUUCCCAAAGGCCAGUCAAGUCACUCUGCAUGAUUUUUAUGUAGAUGACAUAUUGUCUGGGGCACAUGACGUAAAUUCAGCAAAGCAACUACAAACUGACCUAAUAAAUAUGCUACGUACAGGAGGUUUUAAUUUGAGGAAAUGGUCAUCAAACAAUGGUGAACUGUUAGACAACAUCCCAGAUCGAUCAGAUAUUGACGACAAAACAAUGAAGUUGCCAUUAGAAGAGAGUAGAAAGUCACUGGGAGUACUAUGGUCACCAAUAGAAGACAUCUUUUGUUAUAAAGUAACAACAAAUAACAACAAAAACCCAACAAAACGAUUUAUACUAUCUGAAAUUGCCAAAUUAUUCGAUCCAUUGGGAUGGUUAGCACCUGUGAUAGUAACAAUGAAAAUAAUAACGCAAGAACUAUUUACUAAUAGUACAGAAUGGGAUCAGCCUGUAGAUGAAAAAAUUAAACACAAGUGGACAGAAAUACAACAACAGCUAAAAACAAUCGAAAGCAUAAAAAUUCCAAGGUGGUGUUAUGUAACGCCAAGCAAAAAAGUAGAACUGCACGGAGUUUGUGAUGCGUCAGAGAAAGCUUACGGUGCAGUAAUUUACUGCCGAGUGCAGGACAGCGAUAAAACAUACAGGGUGACACUUUUGCAAGCAAAAUCGAAAGUAGCACUAAAUAAACAAAGAACUACUCUACCGAGGUUGGAAUUAUGUGCAGUAUUAUUACUAGCUCAGUUGAUGGAAAAAGUCAUCAAAACUAUGAAUUUCAUUGAAGCAGAAGUCUACUGUUGGACAGAUUCAAUGAUUACACUUGGGUGGAUCAAAGGAGAAGCCAAUAGAUGGAAGACCUUUGUGGCCAACAGAGUAUCGGAGAUACAAAAACAACUACCACAAGCAAAAUGGAACCACGUGAUAACUAGUCAAAACCCAGCUGACAUAAUCUCCCGAGGAACCGAACCAAAAAAAUUACUAGAACUACCAAUAUGGUGGAAUGGCCCUAGCUGGUUAAAUGAUGAAUACAUACCUACAACAAAGACAGUACCAGAAAUUUGCGAGGAAAUAAAAAGAAGUCACCAGACAACUAUAUCGACAAAAGAAAAUCAAAUAUGGGAUAGAUUCUCAAGCUACCAAAAGAUGAUCAGAGUAUUAUCUUACUGCUACCGACUUCUUUACAAGGAACGAGGUAACAAAUCAUUAUCGUGUGAGGAAAUAGAGCGUACUAGAAAACAAGUGCUAUUAUUAGUAAAACAAGAAGAGUUCCAAGAAGAAUAUAAUACCUUAAAACAAGGAAAACCAUUAAAAAAGGGAAGUAAACUGACAACCCUAGAUCCCUUCAUAGAUAUGGACGGAUUACUACGAGUUGGGGGCAGAUUGCAAAACUCUAACCUACCAUACAAUCAAAAGCACCCAAUCAGACCGCCAAUCUGUCCUAUUGAUAAAAUUAAGAUUUUUAGAGAUCGCCAUCAAUAUCCCCCCUCCAUCCUGUUUAUUGAAGCGUUUAAAAAAUCUAUUACAUCUGUCUCUGCGCACCACACAGUAUCUGUCAUCAAACAGCUCCGAAGAAAUAAUACUAUUAUUUAG